UACAACAUGGUCGCCUGCAAGCUGAUCGUCCUCGUCGCCUUCGUGGCUGUGGCCCGCGCCGGCUACUUGGGUGCCCCCGCAGUCUACGCCCCUGGCGCCCCCAUCGCUGCCCGCGCCUACGCCGCCCCUGUGGCGUACGCCGCCCCCGAGAGCCGUGACGGAGACGUCGUCCAGGGCAGCUACAGCCUGGUCGAGCCCGACGGUUCCGUCCGCGUCGUAGACUACACCGCCGACCCCGUGAACGGCUUCAACGCCGUCGUACACAAGGAGGCUGGUGCUCACCCCGCCCCCGUCGUCGCCAAGGUGGCCGCUCCCGUCGCCUACGCCGCCCCCGCCUUCGCCAAGGUGGCCGCCCCCCUCGCCUACGCCGCCCCCGCCUACGGCAAGGCCAUCCUGGCGCCCACCACGCCCGUCCGUGGGUAUAUAACAGGUGCCGAGCCGGCCAAACGCCAGUUCUCCACUCCUCACGGCAAGAAGCUCAUCGACAUGGCCUGCAAGCUGAUCGUCCUCGCCGCCUUCGUGGCUGUGGCCCGCGCCGGCUACCUGGGUGCCCCCGCAGUCUACGCCCCCGGCGCCCCCAUCGCCGCCCGCGCCUACACCGCCCCGGUGGCGUACGCCGCCCCAGCCCUUCGUGCUGCCCCUGUGGCAUACGCCGCCCCCGCCGUGAGAGCCGCCCCCGUCGCAGUCGCCGCCCCCGCCGCCGUGGCCGCUGAGUACGACCCCAACCCCCAGUACAGCUACGCCUACAGCGUGCAGGACGCCCUCACCGGUGACUCCAAGAACCAGCAGGAGAGCCGCAGCGGAGACGUCGUCCAGGGCAGCUACAGCCUGGUCGAGCCCGACGGUUCCAUCCGCACCGUCGACUACACCGCCGACCCCGUCAACGGCUUCAACGCCGUCGUGCACAGGGAGGCCGCUGCCCACCCCGCCCCCGUCGUCGCCAAGGUGGCCGCCCCCGUCGCCUACGCCGCCCCCGCCAUCGCUAAGGUGGCCGCCCCCCUCGCCUACGCCGCCCCCGCCUAUGGCAAGGCCAUCCUGGGUUAA
This is a messenger RNA of Schistocerca americana (American grasshopper), 1044 nucleotides long. RefSeq names its product cuticle protein-like. The transcript is spliced from 5 exons. Bases 7 to 1044 code for a protein of 345 amino acids. NCBI's taxonomy places the organism in Eukaryota, Metazoa, Arthropoda, Insecta, Orthoptera, Acrididae. The record is from RefSeq and is a predicted model, not a curated record. Gene Ontology annotation, cellular component: extracellular matrix.